GGUUCGGCUUGAGUCAGAGGAGGAUUUGCGAGAGAGACUGAAGCGCCUCGCUGCGUUCCGCCUUCCGGGGCGCUUCGCAACACGCCAAGUGGGAAAAGCCACCGCAGCGCGAGUUCGUUUGCAAGCGGCUUCGAGGGCUUUUAACACCUCCUAGUGCUGGUGUUGCGUUCGCUGGCAAAACUCCGAACCCCUGGGAAAUAGUACCCAAGGAUUGGCCUCGCAGGAUCAUCCAUGGAAUUAGUUGAGAUUUAAGCCGUUGUUACCCGGUAUGUGUUCCUUGGGCUGUAAAUCCCGCUUUGUGCACUAGAAUUUACUUCCACGGAAGUGUGCAUAGGGGCGCAGCCUUCAGCCCUGCUUUGACACUUGCCCUUUUCCCUCUCGAGCGCGAAGGCUGGCUCUUUUUUUCCGGGAGCUUGCCGGGAUAUAUUAUCAGGAAUCGGUGGGAAGUGGCGGAAAGAUUUACGUUGUUUUAAACCUGACCCAGCAAACUUCCCUGGAAGAGCGCGCGCACAAACCGGGAGAAAUUCCCUCCCAACUUUUUGCUCCUAGCAGCUGAACGCGUGAACGGAGGAGUCUUGGGCUUGAACUACCAGCUAACUUUGUGGUGGCAUUUGAUUUGGGAUUGCGUCGCCCCACUUGCCAGUCCCUAUCUAAUGUUGCAGCAGGCAGCAGCUAAUAAACGUGCUUAGUAACAAUUCAGCCCUGGAAAGCUGACUUGGAGAACUCGGUGGGAUCUACCGGGAAGCUGAUGCCUGGAUGCGUGCGUGUAGGCUGAAUCGCGGUGGUGGAUUAAGAAAGCUAAAAAGGAUCGUGGUUUCUGAGGUUACCCAAGAGGAGAUACUGGCCACUGGAACUGCAGACUUUGGACGCAGGCAGGGCAGGAAGUGACUGACAUUCUACACCACUUCUUGCCAGUUGUUUGGAAAACUGCAAUCCAGGCUGGAACCAUGGACUCCGCCAGGGGCCCCUACGUGAAGGUCCUGAGCGAAGUCAGUGACUACCUCAAUUAUGAAAUCAUCAUCAGGCAUUACAACUACACCGGGAAGCUCAAUGAGAAUGCCGAAAGUGGGAUCAGAGCAGCAUCAGUGGUCUUCAUCAUUAUCUGCUGUUUCAUCAUCCUCGAGAACAUCUUUGUUCUGCUGACUAUUUGGAAAACCAAGAAAUUCCAUAGACCAAUGUAUUACUUUAUUGGUAACUUGGCACUCUCAGAUUUGCUGGCAGGAGUGGCUUACAUCGCCAACAUCCUGCUGUCUGGCUCCAAGACUUACACCCUCACCCCUGCCCAGUGGUUUCUUAGGGAAGGAAGCAUGUUUGUGGCUUUGUCUGCUUCAGUUUUCAGCCUGCUGGCUAUUGCGAUUGAGCGAUACAUUACCAUGUUGAAGAUGAAGCUCCAUAAUGGCAGCAAUAGUUUCCGUUCCUUCCUGCUGAUCAGCGCCUGUUGGGUCAUCUCUGUGAUAUUAGGGGGGCUCCCUAUUAUGGGAUGGAACUGCAUUGGCUUCCUGGAGAACUGCUCCACAGUGUUGCCUCUUUAUCAUAAGCAUUAUAUCCUCUUCUGCACCAGUAUAUUUACUGGCCUCUUAUUGGCCAUUGUGAUCCUGUACUGUAGGAUCUAUAUCUUGGUAAGGACAAGGAGCCGUAGGCUGACCUUUCGGAAGAAUGUUGCCAAAGCAACCCGGAGCUCUGAGAAGUCACUGGCUCUGCUGAAGACAGUGAUUAUUGUUUUAAGUGUGUUCAUUGUCUGCUGGACUCCCUUGUUCAUUUUUCUGUUGCUGGACGUGAGAUGCAAAGUCACGUCUUGUCCAAUCCUCUUCAAGGCUGAAUAUUUCUUAGUACUAGCGGUUCUAAACUCAGCCACCAAUCCAAUCAUCUAUACGCUCACCAACAAGGAGAUGCGGAGGGCCUUUUUCAAGAUUGUACGGUGCUGUACGUGUCCCACUGCAGACUCUGGGACCAAAGUCAAGAGACCAAUCAUUGGAGGGAUAGAAUUCAGCCGAAGUAAGUCCGACAAUUCCUCCCAUCCACAGAAAGAUGAGGGGGAUCCUCCAGAAACAAUUGUGUCCUCUGGUAAUGUCACCUCAUCAUCUUAGGAGCUUUGGCAAAGAGGAGGCCUGAGCCCCUUGAAGGCUGACACAUGGGGAAUAGCUCUGCUUGCUUGUCUCCAGACAGAAGGAGGAGAGUGAGAACGAGUUGGUCUGAAGGGGAAAUGGAGUACUGAUUGGGGUGCAGUUGAUGGCAUAAGACAUGUUGUGUCGUUUGAAAAUAUUUCCUCUCUGGGAGAAUGUUGUGUGUUGGCUUGCCCUUAGGCAACUUAGGGUCAUUAGGAAUAUUCAGGCUCUGUACAUCUCUGAAAAGUGGACACUUGGGUAAGCAGUGCCUUUGAAUUGGAGUAUGGGUGGGGAAGGAGAGAAAUAUCUUCAAACCCUUUCCCCUCCUCAAGGCAAAACUUCAGUGGACCCCUGAAACCAAGUUCUUGCUGUUUUGGAACAACAGCCUUCUUCAACUAACUCCUUGUCAAGGGAAGCAAAUGUGCUAGUAUAUUCUGAGUAAUAGAAAGAGAACCGGGGAGGGGGGAUUUUACCUCAAGAGUUGUUCAGGUGCAUUUGUCCCUUUGGCACUUAAUCAUAAAUGGAAAGUCAGUGGGAAUUAGGUGCUGGAGGCUGCUAUGAGUUACUCUGAGGAACAUAGCCCCAUACUCCUGGUUGUAGUUGAAUCCUCAAGGAUUUAGUGGGGCUGUGAUAUGUGUGAAUUAGGUUGGGGCUGUUUGAACUUAAUAGAUGUGUCAUUUGAACCAUAAAAAAAAAAGAACUGAAAAAUAUGCUGCUUUCAGUGAUGAGUUGCAUUUUAAUAACUUUUAACAGCAGCUUUAUAUACACAGGUUUAACCACCAGCCAUGUCCCAUUUCUGCUCAUGGUAAUCAUAAGAAUGUAAGAACGGCCUUGUUGGAGCAGGCCAAUGAUCAUCCUUAAUCUCCUUCCAGUCAACUUUGUUGUAUGACCAACCUUGUCUUAGUGUAGGAUACAUAUUUUUCCCUAUUCUUUUUUUCCCCCACACUGGUCAACCAGAUCUGGGGUAUUACAAGCAGGAGGUGGAGCCAUUCACUGCUACUACUACUGUUCUGCAACUGGUAUUUGGAGACAGGCUGUUCUAACCUAUAGGACUUCAAGACUAAUAGCUCUUGAUAGACCUUCAGUAUUCUCCAUGAAUUUAUCCAAUCCCUUUUUAAAGCCAUCCAAGUUAAUGGCCCUCACCCUGUCUUGUGGUAAUGAAUUCAACAGGUUAAUUAUGUGUUGUGUGAAUAAAUGCUUUCUUUUGUUUGUUUUUCAUCUCCUUCCAAUCAACUUUGUUGGAUGACUUUCCUGAAUCUUAAUGUUCUGAGUGAGGGAUACACAUUUUCCCUCUUUUCUUUCUACAUAGCAUACAUGAUUUCCCAUUUCCCUUUUUAUAAGUAAAUAGUUUAGUCAUUUCUUAUAAGGAAGAUAUUGGAACCCUAAUCUGUUUCAUUGCCCUCUUCUACACUUUUUCCAGCUCUGUUACAUCUUUUUCCAAAUGUAGCAGCCAGAAGUGUAAUUAGCAUUACAAAUAUGGAUGAACCCUAGAUUUGUGUAAGGGCAUUACAAUUUGAUGGUUUUAUUUCAAUCUCAAGCAUGGACUUUUUCACAGCUGCCACACACUUGG
Candoia aspera is the source of this 3675-nucleotide messenger RNA. It is a transcript of the gene S1PR1, whose product is annotated as sphingosine-1-phosphate receptor 1. The transcript is spliced from 2 exons. The record is from RefSeq and is a predicted model, not a curated record. Gene Ontology annotation, cellular component: cytoplasm; plasma membrane. Gene Ontology annotation, molecular function: sphingosine-1-phosphate receptor activity. Gene Ontology annotation, biological process: adenylate cyclase-activating G protein-coupled receptor signaling pathway; regulation of metabolic process; angiogenesis. NCBI's taxonomy places the organism in Eukaryota, Metazoa, Chordata, Lepidosauria, Squamata, Candoiidae. Bases 948 to 2087 code for a protein of 379 amino acids.